This is a messenger RNA of Iphiclides podalirius (scarce swallowtail), 3651 nucleotides long. NCBI's taxonomy places the organism in Eukaryota, Metazoa, Arthropoda, Insecta, Lepidoptera, Papilionidae. The record is from the annotation of a GenBank genome assembly.
AUGUCUGCUCGAUUGGUGCUGCUCGUGGUGGCAACGGCGUCCGCCGCUGCUGCCGCGCCGGACCCCUGGCUUAGUGACAUUGGAAUGAAAAUGCACUCGGAACUGUAUGACGCGAUGAUGAUCGCCGAGGUGAACUACUCGACGCCCGUCAUCAACACCACCUACGUGGCCCGGGUGGAGUUCGACAUGCGGGCGAUGGGCAUCGUCUACAACUCGACGAACAUGAUCAUCGAUUUCAUCGUCAAUAAACAGGCUUAUCCAGAAGGCAUCGUGUCCGUAUCGGACGGCCACGUCGAGGUGGCGUCGGCCCGCGAGAACUGGCGGCCCCUGCUGACCCACUACGCCGGGCCGGUGGCAGCCCUGACCCUAGCCGCCCUCUUCGCGGCAGCCCUGCCGCUAGCCGGCCUGUUCUGGUGCUGCUGCCAAUGGUGCCGCGUGGGCCGGCGACGGCGCCCCUUCGACCGCAAGUACGACGUCUGCAUCAAGGGGAUCCUGGCCAUCGUGCUCAUCGGGCUGCUUACUCUGUUUCUUUUCGGCGUCGUGUGCGCCUUCGCGACCGACUCGCAAGUGGAGAGCGGCGCCAUGGGGACCCCGGGUGCCAUUAAGCGUGGGGUCCGAGAUGCCCGCGAGUUUUUAAACGCCACGCAGGCCCACGCGCGCCACCUCCUAGUGCAGAACUACGCGGAGCUGGAGCGGCGCCUGAACGCGAUGCUCACCUACAGCGGCGUGACGAUGUCCGCGCGCCUCGGCGAGGUGUCGCGCGGCGCGGCGGUGGCCAAGCUGCAGGCGCUGCUGCGCCAGCUGCCGCCCGCGCGCGCGGACCUGCUCACGGUGCGCGACCGAACGCAGGCCCUGCGCGCGCACGCCGAGCGACUCAACUCCGGUACGCGAACACAACCACCAGCCAUAUUCCCGGACCGCGCACGCAGGCCCUGCGCGCGCACGCCGAGCGACUCAACUCCGGUACGCGAAUACAACAACCAGCCAUAUUCCCAAUGUUGCCCUUUCCUUUCCUUCCUAUCGUCCUUCUCUUUCUCUUCUUCCUAUCCCGAACGCAGGCCCUGCGCGCGCACGCCGAGCGACUCAACUCCGGUACGCGAAUACAACCACCAGCCAUAUUCCCAAUGUUGCCCUUUCCUUUCCUUCCUAUCGUCCUUUCUCUUUCUCUUCUUCCUAUCCCGAACGCAGGCCCUGCGCGCGCACGCCGAGCGACUCAACUCCGGUACGCGAAUACAACCACCAGCCAUAUUCCCAAUGUUGCCCUUUCCUUUCCUUCCUAUCGUCCUUCUCUUUCUCUUCUUCCUAUCCCGAACGCAGGCCCUGCGCGCGCACGCCGAGCGACUCAACUCCGGUACGCGAAUACAACCACCAGCCAUAUUCCCAAUGUUGCCCUUUCCUUUCCUUCCUAUCGUCCUUCUCUUUCUCUUCUUCCUAUCCCGAACGCAGGCCCUGCGCGCGCACGCCGAGCGACUCAACUCCGGUACGCGAAUACAACCACCAGCCAUAUUCCCAAUGUUGCCCUUUCCUUUCCUUCCUAUCGUCCUUCUCUUUCUCUUCUUCCUAUCCCGAACGCAAGCCCUGCGCGCGCACGCCGAGCGACUCAACUCCGGUACGCGAAUACAACCACCAGCCAUAUUCCCAAUGUUGCCCUUUCCUUUCCUUCCUAUCGUCCUUCUCUUUCUCUUCUUCCUAUCCCGAACGCAGGCCCUGCGCGCGCACGCCGAGCGACUCAACUCCGGCCUUCGUAAGGUGAAGGCACUGCUCCUGCAGACGCUCAACGACUGCGAGCAGCCAAAGUGCAGGGAGCUGAAGGAGAAAUACAAGAUCGGCCAACUCGACACGGAAAUUCAGUACAGUCGGAUGCCGGACGUGUCGGAGGUGCUGAGCAACGUGAGCGCGCUGCUGGAGAGCAACAUGACGGCCGAGGUGUCGGCCGGGCUGGAGGUGCUGCUGGGGCUGCAGAGGGGGCUCCGGGCGGCGGUGGACGACCACGUGCCGGCCGUGCAGGAGGCGCUGGCCGAGACAGGGCGGCAGCUGAGCGCGAUGGCCGACUCGGUGACGGCGCUGGCGGGCAACGCGAGCGCGCGCCUCGCCGAGCACGCGGGCGCCGCCGACUCGCUGCGGCAGGCGCUCGACGACUACGGCCCCUACCGGCGCCACGCGGGCCGCGCCGCCGCCGCCGCGCUGCUGCUCAUCACGUGCCUCAUGGCCUGGGGCCUGCUGUGCGGCGUGUGCGGCAAGCGACCCGACGUCUACGGCGCCAGCGACUGCUGCAACAAAGGCGCCGGCGCCAGCUGCUUGCUGUGCGGUAUGGCGGUGACGUUCCUGGUGGGCGGUAUCAUAAUAGUGGUGAUGAUGGUCUACUUCAUCGUGGGCGUGACGAGUCAGCGCUUCAUUUGCGACCCGCUCACGGAGCCGCGGGGGAAUCGCGUGUUCGAGGACGUGGAGCGCUUCGUGGAUCUGGACUGGCGCGACUCGGAUUUGAACCUGACGGCCGUCAUGCUGCGCUGCCAUAGCAACCUCACCAUAUACGAGACGCUCGAGCUGUGGCGCGUGUACGACCUGGCCGGGCUGCCGGCGGCGGUCUCCCGCGGCGUGGCGGAGCGCGCGGCGCGGCUCAAGCCGGCGCUGCCGCGCGGCCUCGUCAUCCUCUCUGCGGGCGCGCGCGCGCAGCUGCGGCGCCUCGCCGACGCGGGCCUCUCCGAGUUCCGCUUCGAGCGCAUCCCGCGCGCGCUCGAGACCAACGUCACGUCGCUCGAGCUGGCCGGCCUGGGCGCGCAGCUGCGCAGCACCGCGCGGGCGCUCGAGGCGCGCGCCGGCUACGAGCACGUGGCCGAGCGGCUCGACGACGCCGCGGCGCGCCUCGCCGCGCUCCAGGCCGACGUCGUGCUGCCGAUGCUCGACCACGCGCGCGAGCUCAACGAAACCGCACUAAAACUGCGUGACGGAUUACGCUUCAACUAUACAUCACUGAGAGACGCCAUCAACUUCCUGAUGGAUGAAACCACGCAGGCCGAAACGUUCCUCAACAACCAAGGUCCCGAGCUAGUACAAAACCUGACGCAGGAGUUCGCAGCGGCGGUGAGCGAGCAGCUGCAGCAGUACGCCAGGCGCGUCCAACUCGCGGCCCGCACCGAGGUGGGCCGCUGCGGGCCGAUGUCGCGCGCCUUCAACGCCACGCGCGACGCCGCCUGCAGGGCCUUCCUGCUGCCCGUGAACGGCUACUGGAUCUCGCUGGCGUGGUGCGCCGUGCUGUUCGUGCCGAUGCUGCUGGUGGCGCAGCGGCUGGCCAGGCUCUACCGCCACGCGGACCCCUACCCCGGCCCGCUCGUCGAGGCCGAGUAUUUGUAUGACGCGUACGCUGACCGCGAUAACGUACCCCUCGCCAACGGGUCCAAGCGCAGCACGCUCGACAUCGAGGGCAAGAUCGCCGAGUGGCGCGAGCGGAGCGCGGCCGGCGGGGGCGCUGGGGUGGUGGGCGUGGGGCCAGGGGCGGGGGCGGGGCAGGGGGCGGGGGCGGGCACCGCGCUGCUGCUCGAGGGGCGCGAGGUGGUGUGCGCCCUGCUGCCGCCGCCCGCCCUCAUCGACGACCUCAAGACCCGCCUCGACGCCAAGGACGAGGACAACGAGUCGGGCAUCCACGAGUCCGAG